Messenger RNA from Rhipicephalus microplus (southern cattle tick), 2806 nucleotides. RefSeq names its product minichromosome maintenance 3 (gene Mcm3). The record is from RefSeq and is a predicted model, not a curated record. Gene Ontology annotation, cellular component: MCM complex; nucleus. Gene Ontology annotation, biological process: mitotic DNA replication initiation; double-strand break repair via break-induced replication; DNA replication. Lineage: Eukaryota; Metazoa; Arthropoda; Arachnida; Ixodida; Ixodidae. Gene Ontology annotation, molecular function: ATP binding; single-stranded DNA binding; ATP hydrolysis activity.
ACUGCGCGCCAAGGUGAGGUGUCUGCAGCCAACGGAGUCGUGAGAAACGGGGUGGGAUAAUCCAGUGAUACUCGACGUCUAGUCGCGAGAUGGCCGAUACCGAUGCUGAGCAGCGGAUCCGUGAGUACCAGCGGGAGUACCUCGAAUUCUUAGAUGAUGAGGACGAUCAAGGAUUUUACAGCCACAAAAUCAAAGAUUUGGUCACAAAGAAAGAACGCAGGAUCAUCGUCAACAUCAACGACCUUCGUAAGAAGAAUGCCGCCAGAGCUAAAGGGUUGCUCAUUCACACGAGCGAAGAGAUCAUCGCCUUCCAGCGUGCACUCAAGGAAAUGGUCAUCUCUGUCGAUCCACUGCUGGCAAAAGAACGAGAUGAAUACUAUGUUGGCUUGGAAGGAAGCUUUGGAUCUAAACACGUUACACCUCGGACACUCCAUGCUUCCUAUCUCGGUGGAGUUGUGUGCGUCGAAGGAAUUGUGACGAAGUGUUCGCUAGUUCGUCCUAAAGUCAUGCACAGCGUCCACUACUGCCCAGCCACGCAAAAGACACUGGAGCGCCACUUUACCGAUCUGACAUCCUAUGACGCCUUUCCAUCAAGCGCAGUCUAUCCUACAAAGGACGAGGACGGCAAUCUUCUGGAGACAGAGUACGGGCUCUCGCUCUACAAGGAUCACCAGACGCUGAGCAUUCAGGAGAUGCCAGAAAAGGCCCCCGCCGGCCAGCUGCCUCGAUUCGUGGACGCAAUCGUGGACGGGGACCUGGUCGACCAAUGCAAACCAGGAGAUCGAGUGCAGGUCGUUGGCACUUACCGCUGCUUACCAGGCAAGCAGGGAGGAUUCACCAGCGGCACAUUCCGGUCUGUUCUGAUUUCUAAUAACAUUCGUCUGCUGAGCAAGGAAGUGGCCCCAAAUAUUUCCGUCGAGGACGUGAACAAGUGCAAGGCCAUCAGCAGGCAGAAAGGGAAUGUCUUUGAGAUUUUGGCUCGCUCACUGGCACCGUCCAUCCAUGGCCACGAGUUCAUCAAAAGGGCUCUGCUGUGUCUUCUCCUGGGAGGCGUGGAAAAGGUCCUCCCCAAUGGAACCAGGCUCAGAGGCGACAUAAACUGUUUGUUAAUCGGAGACCCAUCAGUAGCCAAGUCCCAGCUACUGCGAUACGUCCUCCACACUGCACCGAGAGCUGUGGCAACUACGGGUCGUGGUUCUUCCGGUGUGGGUCUCACAGCAGCAGUCACUACUGACCAGGAGACAGGUGACAAACGUCUAGAGGCCGGUGCUAUGGUUCUCGCCGACAGAGGCGUCGUCUGCAUCGACGAGUUCGACAAAAUGUCUGACAUGGAUCGCACGGCCAUUCACGAAGUCAUGGAGCAGGGCCGUGUCACCAUCUCCAAGGCAGGCAUCCACGCGAGGCUGAAUGCGCGCUGCAGCGUGCUGGCGGCAGCCAAUCCUGUGUACGGACGGUAUGAUCAAUACAAGUCUCCAAUGGAGAACAUUGGCCUCCAGGAUUCUCUGCUGUCUCGUUUCGACUUGCUCUUUAUCAUGCUUGACAAGAUGGAUCCGGAGAGUGACAGAGAAGUCGCGGACCACGUUGUCCGGAUGCACCAAUACAGAAAUCCUGGGGAGCAGGAUGGCGAACCUCUGCCUAUUCGAAGCACAGCUGACCUUCUCACGACGCACGACCCAGACCAGCUUGACAAGGACAGUGACAAGGAUACGUCGAUCUAUGAGAAGCACGACGUGUUGCUGCACGGGUCAAAGCGAAGAACGGAGAAGACGAUCAGCGUUGAGUUUAUGAAGAAAUACAUCCACAUUGCCAAAGGCAUCAAGCCGACUCUGACACAGGCCGCAUGCGACAAGAUAGCUGAGAAGUAUGCCGAGUUGCGCUCCAUCGAAACUGAAAACACGGAUGUCGCCAGGACGCAACCCGUGACGCCUCGUACCUUGGAAACGCUGAUUCGUCUGUCCACGGCACACGCCAAGGCUCGCUUCUCGCGCACAGUGGAGCCCGAGGACGCCCAGUCAGCCAUCGAGCUGCUGCACUUCGCCUACUUCAAGAAAGUGCUCGAGAAGCCCCGCAAGCGCAGGAGGAAGGACGGGGGCGACUCUUCAGACGAAGGUGGAGACGACGACGACGAUUUUGCCGAUGAAUCCAGUGGCACCAGCAAGAAGGCUAUGAGCAAAGCUUCAAAAAAGAAAUCUGGAGAAGAAGGUCACGAUCCGUAUGACUUUGAGGAGGGUAGUGAGGAACCUGAAGACAAAACAGCGCGGCCGAAGAGACCUCGCAAGGACGAGCCAUCUACGUCGAGGGCUGCUGACCUCAGAGACAGUGCUGCAGCUAUCUCCACACAAAGGAUGACCAAGUUCCGCAACCUGUUGGGCAAGCUCUUCAAAGAGACGCACACCCAGUCUCAGCCUGUGUCCAACAUCAUAGACUUCCUCGCCAAAGAAGAGAAAGUGGAACCGUUCACCCAGGAAGAAAUCGACGUCGCCAUCCAGCGCAUGAUGGACGACAACCAGGUCAUGCUCUCCGACGAGAUUGUGUUCCUCAUCUGAGCUGCGCCUUUGGAGAGACGCCCAUGUAUAUAAUCUUGUAAUAAGCUGUGGUCUGGUCCCGUCAUCAUGAGGCACUACUAUACAUGUCUACUUUGUGCACCUAUUCAUCGAGUGAAGUGUCGCUAGCAUGGAGAAAAAUGGUUAGACUCUAAGGAACUGCCCUCUCUUAUCGCAUGUAUACAUUGUCUGUAACGAGAAUUUUAUAUUUGUGUUUUACAAUUGUUCAACAGUUAUUUUACAAAUAAAGGUUUCAAAUUUCA